UACGUUACCCCCGUCAUGGCGAGCCUCAGCGCCAUCGCCCGCUUCCUCCACCUCGCCAGCCCUCCCCACACCCAUAUCGCCUGAGAGAUCGACCUACCCCCCACUGGGUAUCAGAUCCCUCACCUCACGUCCUUGUCUCAGGUCCUAAUCCGGCAAUCCCCUCUCUCUCUUUCUCCAGCGCGACUGACUGGCUCUCAGAUACCGGCGGCGCUCAGGGCACUUCUCCUCGCCGGCUGGUUCUUGAGGCACAUGCGGCGGCGCGGGAGCAUCCAUCCACAUCAGACGAACGACCACAAAAUUUGGAUCCCUGUAUCAAGUGUGACUACAUUCCCCGGCUUCUCAACGCCGAAUUUGAUAGCCCCUACAGUUUGGAGGAAUUCAGCCCCAAAUUAGUCAGUCCUCUUGUUGGUACCCACGAUUUGGCUUUUGAUUUACAAACAUGGCUUGUUGCCUUAUGUGUAGAAAGGCCACCGAACAGACUAUUGAUGGUGAAGAAGCUCCAGGAGGAAAUAAGGUGAAAGCUUUUUCUUAUAGCGAGCUGAGAAAAGCUACACAUGAUUUUAGUGGAGCAAACAAGGUUGGCGAAGGCGGUUUUGGUUCCGUGUUCAGGGGAAGGCUUAAAGACGGCACAAUUGUUGCAGUAAAGGUGCUUUCUGCUCAUUCAAAGCAAGGCAUCCGAGAGUUCUUUACUGAACUUACAGCAAUUUCUGAUAUUGUGCAUGAAAACCUGAUCACCUUAGUCGGUUGCUGUGCUGAGGGACCCAAUAGGAUCCUUGUAUACAACUAUCUUGAAAACAAUAGCCUUGCACAUACACUGCUAGGUAAGGGUUAUAGCAGCAUUCGAUUCAACUGGAGAGUCCGCGUUAAAAUUGCUGUAGGUGUUGCCCAUGGGCUAGCAUUUCUUCACGAAGAAAUCCAUCCUCCCAUAAUCCACCGGGACAUAAAGGCAAGCAAUAUUCUGCUCGACAAGGAUCUCACCCCCAAAAUUUCGGAUUUUGGGUUGGCAAGGCUCCUCCCUCCAAAUGCAACUCAUGUGAGCACCCGUGUUGCAGGUACAAUAGGAUACCUGGCUCCUGAAUAUGCAGUUAGAGGGCAAGUGACAAAGAAAUCAGAUAUUUAUAGUUUUGGUGUUUUGCUAUUGGAGAUUGUUAGUGGCAGGUGUAACCACAAUAACAGAUUGCCUUAUGAAGACCAAUUUCUGCUCGAGAGGACAUGGACUUGUUAUGAACAAGGACAGGUCGAGAAGAUGAUAGAUGCAGAUCUAGAAGAUGAUCUAGACACAGACGAGGCAUGCCGAUUCUUGAAAGUUGGUCUUCUGUGCACUCAAGACGCGAUGAAACUCCGUCCCAACAUGACCAACGUUGUCCGGAUGCUGACCGGAGAAAAAAGUGUCUCCAUGGAAAGGAUCACCAAGCCUGCUGUGAUCGGUGACAUGGGAAACAUCAAGGUCAAUAAUCAGCAGAGAACAGGCGACUCGCACUCUGAACAAUCCACAAUUAUAUCAUCUGAAGCAACAGUAGAGUCAUCGCCGUGAGUAGUACAUAUAUCAUGCAAAUCCCGUUGUUGUGCAUUAUCAUGCUGGGUAGGCCAUCGUGGUGUGUUAUGUACGUUGUUUACUAUAUAUGCAGUGAAGUUAUUGCAUAAUUGUACAAGUUUCUUUUAUAAGUUACCUGUAAUGGAACGGAGCUUGUCCAAAUUUCUUAUUCUAGACCUUCUGAUUUUGAAA
Messenger RNA from Hordeum vulgare subsp. vulgare (domesticated barley), 1726 nucleotides. Its product is annotated as cold-responsive protein kinase 1-like. The transcript is spliced from 8 exons. The record is from RefSeq and is a predicted model, not a curated record. Gene Ontology annotation, biological process: protein phosphorylation. Gene Ontology annotation, molecular function: protein kinase activity; ATP binding. Lineage: Eukaryota; Viridiplantae; Streptophyta; Magnoliopsida; Poales; Poaceae. Bases 440 to 1534 code for a protein of 364 amino acids.